CGCUUCUCCCACACGUCAAUGCAUGAAGGAAUUGUGGUUAGCCACCAACCCUAGUUUUCCUUAGUGCGAGUUCGUCGUGUCUGUGACUCUGUAGCCUGUAAAUAUCGCAGAUCUUUGAGAAGAGCUUAACAAUUCCACCACGCUUAUGGUUCCGCCGCAACGCGAUCAUUACAAUAAUACGAUUAAUUUAAUACUCAGUGGGUUCAGUUCGUUGGCAAUGGAGCUCGCUAAUGCCCUCAUUAAUGGCGAAAGUAACGCCCCAUUUCAAUUGGGACACGUUGUCAACGAGUUCCCAUUUAUUCCAAGACCCUUAACUUGAAAGAGGGGCCAAACAGGCGACUAAAUAUUACCUAAUUUAUCCACUCUCUUCAGUCUUCACCAACUCUCUGAGCUGCGAUUUUAGGGUUUGAAGAGAGAAGCGAGAAGAAAUGAAGGUACCCAGAAGGCCGAUUCAUGCUAUUACGCUAUGGGUUCGGCGGCAACCCCUGAAGAUGAAAGCGUUUUUGGGAGUUUUAUCGACGAUUAUCUCUCUUGUUCUUCUUUAUGUGAUGGUUCACGAUCAUAACAAACUCUUUGUGGCCGCUGAGGCUGUUCAUGCCAUCGGAAUUGCUGUUCUUAUUUAUAAGCUCAUGAAGGAGAGGAGUUGUGCAGGUCUUUCGCUUAAAUCCCAGGAAUUAACGGCUUGUUUUCUAGCUGCUAGGCUGUAUUGCAGCUUUGUGAUUGAAUAUGAUGUGCACACAUUUCUUGACUUGGCUACCUUAAUAGCAACGCUUUGGGUUAUUUACAUGAUUCGUUUUAAGCUCAAAGCUAGCUACAUGGGAGAAAAGGAUAAUUUUAAAGUUCUAUACUUGGUGGUACCAUGUAUUUUACUCUCCAUUAUGAUUCAUCCAACACCUGCAAGAGUUUCUUUCUUACAAAGAAUUUUCUGGGCGUUUUGUGUUUACCUUGAAGCUGUUUCUGUUCUACCUCAGUUGCGAGUCAUGCAGAACAUCAAGAUCGUUGAGCCAUUCACUGGAAACUAUGUAUUUGCGUUGGGAGUUGCCAGGUUCUUGAGCUGUGCACAUUGGGUUCUUCAGAUGGUAGCAACUCGUGGGGGGCUGCUCGUAUCGUUGGGAACUGGAUUUUGGCCACCUAUGGUUCUCCUUGCAGAAAUUGUCCAAACUUUUGUUCUUGCAGAUUUUUGUUAUUACUAUGUCAAAAGUGUUCUUGGUGGUCAGCUCGUCGUACGCCUCCCUGCUGGAGUAGUCUAAGAUUGAAAUGGUGCCAGAGGUGGCUGCCUGUCGUCGCCGUUGUGUGAACGGCGGUGGUGAUUUCUGUACAUGUUUUUAAUCUUAUAGUGAACGUUGUGACUGAACUGGAAAAAAAAUGCUCCCUAAACCGGUGCUUGUGCAUCCUAGAUUUUGUGACAAAAAUAAUAAAGGAUGCUAUUGACAU
Molecule: messenger RNA, 1434 nt
Organism: Cucurbita maxima (winter squash)
Lineage: Eukaryota; Viridiplantae; Streptophyta; Magnoliopsida; Cucurbitales; Cucurbitaceae
Product: putative ER lumen protein-retaining receptor C28H8.4
Exons: 6
Coding region: 429-1250 (273 amino acids)
Biological process (GO): protein retention in ER lumen
Cellular component (GO): membrane
Molecular function (GO): ER lumen protein retrieval receptor activity
Source: RefSeq, a predicted model, not a curated record